AUGAAGCUAAAGUCUGCCUUCUGCGUGACUGUUUUUACCAUCUCGGUCGCCCAUGCCAUCCCAGUGCCCAUCACUGCAUUACGAGCCAGGGGAGACGCCGGGGCCGGAGCUAGCGCCGGGACUGGGGCCGCCACGACCGCACAACUAAAGCCUGCAGGGCCCGAAGGCAAGUGUGGUGCCGGCUUCACCUGCAAGGGGUUUGCAAAAGGCACUUGUUGCAGUCAGUUUGGCUUCUGUGGAAGCUCAGAAGCUCACUGCGGCACGGGUUGCAACCCGGCGUUUGGAACGUGUGGUACUUCAAGUGGGGGCGCCAACCCGUCACCCGACAGCAACCAGACGCCAACCACACCCCCGGUAGCCGGCACUGCCCCAUUGACCCCGCCAGCCACAGGUGACAACGCAGCGACGAAGGAUAAGCCAGGCGACGGCAGCAACCCUCCAGCCACUCCGGAUCCUGCCACUCCCAAGCAGCCUGAAGGUACCACUGGGACAGGGGACAUUGGAACGGCGAACCCCGCCCCCGGAGCGGCUGGGUCUGAGCCAGCUCAAAGUCCCGGGACGACGCCUUCCGCUCCUUCUCCUCCUCCUCCUCCUCUUACUAUGGAGUCUCCGACGAAACAAAACAACGGCACUGCCACUGCGGAUGUCGCCAGACCUGGUGCAUCCACCACCUCCACCUCGACCAGCAACCCAGCGACCAUCGCUCCCGCUGCCCCUGCUACCAACGGUACCUUGCCAGCGGCGGGAUCUUCUGCUGACAAGGGCAGUCCAGAUGCUGGCAAAACUGCCCCAGCCAACCAAGCCAUUACCGCGACAUCGUCAACGGAUGGAAACAAAACUAACCCCAAUGAAGCCGCAACUCCCGGCAGCACUUUUACAACUGACUCUGCAGAUACAGGUUCUGAAUAA
This is a messenger RNA of Pyricularia pennisetigena, 909 nucleotides long. RefSeq lists its product as uncharacterized. Gene Ontology annotation, molecular function: chitin binding. Lineage: Eukaryota; Fungi; Ascomycota; Sordariomycetes; Magnaporthales; Pyriculariaceae. The transcript has a single exon. The coding region runs from base 1 to 909 and encodes 302 amino acids. The record is from RefSeq and is a predicted model, not a curated record.